Ilex paraguariensis (yerba mate) is the source of this 2559-nucleotide messenger RNA. The record is from the annotation of a GenBank genome assembly. Lineage: Eukaryota; Viridiplantae; Streptophyta; Magnoliopsida; Aquifoliales; Aquifoliaceae.
GGGUUUGGAUGGAUGUGGAGGUUGAUGGUUGGUUUAUGCUGUUUGUAUAUGAGUUGGGAUUUCAGUGUGGGUGUGGGCUGGAUUGAAGUUGGGUGUUGUUGUUCGGUGUUUGGCUGGAUCGAUUUUCGGUGGGUAUUGUUGUUCGGUGCUGGGUGUUGUUGUUGGGUGGCUGCUGGGUGUGUCAGGCAGGUUGCUGUGCAGAUUUUUGGGUGUGUCAGGCAGUGUGUCGCUGGAAUUUUGUGUCAGUGGGAGUGGCUUGUGUUUUUGGCUGGUUUCUGGGUGGUUUAUUGCUGCUGUUUCUGCUGCUGAAGGUGCUGUGAUGCUGCUGUUUCGGUGGUUGGGCUGCUGGAGUGGUGGCUGCUUGUUUAUGGGUGGUUUAGGGCUGUCGCUGAAGGUGGAUGGAGGCUAGGAUUAGAGCUUGGCUCUGAUACCAACUUGAAAUAUUUGAAAAUUGAAAGGGAUACCCAAACUAAGAGUGGAGGCCAGUAUAUAUAGUCAAACAAUAGUAUAAAGUGACCUGAACACCCCUAGGCAAAACAUAAAAGUCAUAGUAAUGGUAAAGAAGAUAAAAGAAACCCUAAUAGGCUAGACUAUAACUCCAACACACGUGCUCUAUGAAAAUUGGUUAUUUCAUUGGAUUUUAGAUGUAGCAGUUUAUAAUUGCUUACCAUCUGGAAAUUUGAACUCCCGGCAAUGCUAUUUCAACGAAAGGGGACAUGCCAUUUUUCUCUCUUGAAGAAGAAACACUUAGACAACUGUGAUGGGUUGACAUUACUUCAUCGUUCAUGUAGGUAUCAGUUUAAAUACCCUCGUCCUCCAAAACCCAAGGCGCCACGAAUAUAUGAGGCUCAUGUUGGAAUGAGUAGUUCAGAACCACAUAUAAACUCAUACAGAGAGUUUGCAGAUGAUGUAUUGCCUCGUAUUCAGGCAAACAACUAUAAUACACUUCAGUUGAUGGCUGUGAUGGAGCAUUCCUACUAUGCAUCAUUUGGGUAUCAUGUUACAAACUUCUUUGCUGUGAGCAGUAGAUCUGGAACCCCUGAGGACCUAAAGUAUUUGAUUGAUAAGGCACAUAGCUUAGGUUUGUGUGUCUUGAUGGAUGUCGUUCACAGCCAUGCAAGUAACAAUGUCACUGAUGGCCUUAAUGGCUAUGAUGUUGGCCAAAGUUCACAAGAUUCUUACUUCCAUAUUGGUGAUCGAGGGUAUCAUAAGUUGUGGGAUAGCAAACUGUUCAAUUAUGCCAAUUGGGAAGUUCUCCGUUUCCUUCUAUCCAACUUGAGGUGGUGGCUGGAGGAGUUCAAAUUUGAUGGAUUUCGAUUCGAUGGAGUAACUUCGAUGUUAUAUCAUCACCAUGGAAUCAACAUGACAUUUACUGGGAACUAUAAUGAGUAUUUCAGCGAUAUGACAGAUGUUGAUGCUGUGGUUUAUUUAAUGUUGGCCAAUUAUCUCAUUCACAACAUUUUGCCUGAUGCAACUGUGAUUGCUGAAGAUGUAUCUGGCAUGCCUGGACUUUGUCGGCUUGUUUCAGAGGGAGGAAUCGGUUUUGACUACCGCCUGGCAAUGGGCAUCCCUGACAAGUGGAUUGAUUACUUGAAGAACAAGAAGGAUGAAGAGUGGUCAAUGAAAGAAAUAUCAGGGAGUUUGACAAACAGGAGAUAUACUGAGAAGUGUAUAGCUUAUGCAGAGAGUCAUGACCAGUCUAUAGUGGGCGACAAGACUAUUACUUUUUUCCUAAUGGACGAGGAAAUGUAUUCUGGCAUGUCUACUUUGGUAGUUGCUUCUCCAACUAUUGAGCGGGGGAUUGCACUUCACAAGAUGAUUCAUUUCAUAACGAUGGCACUAGGAGGAGACGGAUACCUUAAUUUCAUGGGCAAUGAGUUUGGCCAUCCCGAGUGGAUUGACUUUCCCCGAGAAGGCAAUGGCUGGAGUUACGAAAAAUGCAGACGCCAAUGGAACCUAGUGGAUACAGAUCACUUAAGAUACAAGUUCAUGAAUGCUUUUGACAGAGCCAUGAAUUCGCUUGACGAUAAAUUUUCAUUCCUUGCAUCAACGAAACAGAUAGUGAGCAGCACAGAUGAAGAUGACAAGGUCAUUGUUUUUGAACGUGGAGAUCUUGUCUUUGUGUUCAACUUCCAUCCAGAAACUACGUAUGAUGGGUACAAAGUUGGAUGCGAUUUGCCGGGGAAAUAUAGAGUUGCCCUAGACAGUGAUGCCUGUGAAUUUGGUGGUUGUGGCAGAGUGGGGCACGAUGUGGAUCAUUUCACGUCUACUGAAGGAAAACCAGGAGUCCCUGAAACAAACUUCAACAACCGCCCCAACUCCUUCAAAGUACUUGCACCAACUCGUACAUGUGUGGUGUAUUAUAGAGUUGAAGAAAGCUUAGAAGAGAUCAGUGCUGAGAAGUCAGUCAGUGUCAAUGAGCCAGAUUUAACACAUCCCGUGGACCCUGAUGAGAAUUUUGUAGAACCAACUUAUGUUGAAGAGGAAGAUGUUGGCCCAAAAGAGAUGGGAGGUUUAGCCGUGGAAGCAAUGGGAGAAGAUGAAGAGUUAGAUGACUGA